AUGAGUGAACAAAACAUUACAUCACCUCAGUGCUGGUCCAAAUUACUCUGUUUAGCACAGUCAGCAAAUGAUGGAAGUGGUGGCAGAGCAAAUCAACUCAUGUCUAAGCAAGAUCAAAAAUUUGUCGAGAACGCGAUGGCUGAAGCGAUGAGCUGUUCAGAUCCCGUGAGGCAUAUGAAAAAAAAUAUUGAACAACUAAAACUUAUCACUAAAACUAAUGACGUCGAUAGCGUUACUCAAAUUGUAGAUAAUUUGGAAGAACUGGUUUGUGAUAUCGACUGUGCUGCUGACUUCUGCAAGUUGGGUGGUCUAGUUGAAGUGAUUAGGCUUUUAAAAAGUGAUUAUGAUUCAGUUCGAUGUGAGAUAGCUCGAUUAAUACCACUGUUAGCACAAAAUAAUCCAUAUGUUCAAAAUAUCGUUUUGGAGACCGAUUUACUACCUUAUUUGCUAAAUGUUCUGGAAGAAAUCAAUGCAUCUGAGGAAUUACUGGUAAAGACUUUGAGCAGCUUAUCUUCACUUGUUCGAGGACAUACAGAGACAUUCAGUCAGUUCUACCAAUUGAGAGGUCUAGAAAAAAUCGAGAAUGUAUUCCAGAAAGCAAUAGAUAUGCAUCGUUUUAAGCUGGCCAACAAAGUAGUUCUCAUUACAACAAGUAUAGCAAUCAGUCUUGGAUCUGAUGUAAAGCAGUAUAAUAUUCUACCCAUUUUAUUUCGAACGACGCUACAGCUAACACCAGAUAGCGUAGGAUGUUCUUAUUUUCUUGAUUAUCUUAUGAAUAAUAUUGUGGAUAAGGAAGUAGACAACAAUGAUCUCAAAAGUGAUGAAUUCAAGUUGAACUUUAUGGAAUUUGAUAAUCAGUCUAAGCAACACUUUUGCGACUUCUUGAAAAGACAGUUGAAUUAUGAGGAACAAUUUCCUCAUGAGGGCUCUCCAGGACGUCUUAAGAGUAUCUUACUGGACGAAGACAUAAGAAAUUUCAAAUUCGAAGAAGGUUUGAAGACAUCAAAUAACCUGUGA
This is a messenger RNA of Acanthocheilonema viteae, 1017 nucleotides long. Lineage: Eukaryota; Metazoa; Nematoda; Chromadorea; Rhabditida; Onchocercidae. The record is from the annotation of a GenBank genome assembly.